GCCACUUUGAUUAAUCACCGUUUCCACAUCGCCACUGGUUGAACAAUAUCUACUAGAACUGUUCGAAACGACAACAUGAACAAUGAAAUGUACAUAAGAGACAUCAUUUCUAACAUAGUCCUUACCUCAAAUCUGGGACAAUAUUUCUCAAGAAAUGAUUGACAACUUAUGAGCUGAUCCUACAUGAUAUUGAACCGUUUUUCAGACCUUUGGCCAUGGGACGAUAAGAAUAACGAAUCGGCCCCAGAAAGGUUUAUUCAACGUUCUUCGACGAUUGCCACUAUGAGGACGCGUCGUUUGGUGGGAGAGUCGGCGUCGCCGAACUGCCGCUCAAUCAACUGGCGUGAAGAGUGGUGCGGGCGUCGUGACGAAGAUGACUCUGCCCGCUGCGCUGCCGCCGGUGGCGCGUCGCGCCGAUAGACCACCCGCACAGCGUCGCAAUCGGACGCAGUGUCUGAGCGCCGCGUGGGCCGACGUCCAGCCGUCGGUGGCGGCGCAGUCACGAAGGGAACGACGCCGUGCCGUCUGCUCCUGGUCGGUCGGUUACGGCACACUGCACGAGCUGGACGAGUGGCGGGCGGCAGCCGCCGUCGCCGCCGUCAACGAACAGGUCCGCAACAAAGGAAAGGUGGCCGCCGUCUCCGACAACGGUAAUCGCAAUCGUCUCGUCACAUCACCAACUAUAGCUCUGCCCCAUGAAUCACCCCAGGCGGCGUCUCGUCGUCGGGGAACGGAGCGACUCGGCGGCGGUGCGAGGACGCGCGUCGACUUCCUAGGUAUGCCGGGCAUCAAGUCGAUACUGAACAGGAGGCGGAACAGCGGUGAGGGCGCCGACGGCGACACCACAAGCUCGCCGCUGGUCAAGACGCCCAAGGGUGGCGGCGACGGUCUCAAGGCCGCCUCCAGUCUGGCCAGUCUCAGGAAAUGCGAGACCGUUUUGGCCCUCACCAGUGUUCUAAGGUCCUCAUCAUCAUCGUCGAGCAUCGAGCCGUUGCAGGCCACGAAUCGAUUGCGAGCGUCGCCACCGGCGUCGCGAAUGUGCUCCCGAUGUUCCAGCCUCCUGACGUUGGCUUCCGCCUCUAGAUACUCGUUGAAUUCGAGCGCUGGAUUCGUACAAGUCGGCAAUGUCCCUACACAACAACAGCAGCAGCUGCAGCUGUGCAAGCUGUGUCUCGCCGAGGUGCCGACGCAACAGGUCGUCCACAUCGGACAAUGCAACUGUUCGUUUUGUAUUGAGUGCAUGAAAGCGUACGUGCAGUUCGAAAUAGCGGAAGGGGCGUACGACAUUUCGUGUCCGGACGCGCAGUGUCCCUCGCAGGGCGUGUUGCAACAAGACGAGAUUAAAAGACUGGUCGGAAACGAGCUCGCCGGCAAACACCUCAAGUACAGAAUCAACAGAGAGGUGGAACUGGACAAGACGAGGACGUGGUGUCCGCGUGCCGGUUGCGAGACGGUGUGCACGCUGUGCCCCACGCAGAAAUGCCUACCCCAGAGCGUCUACUGUCCCACCUGUUCGACUGACUUCUGCAGCAACUGCAAACGCGAAUGGCACGAGGGUCUGAGCUGCGAAGAACACGCCGUCCGUCUGGCCAAGGAUGGGAAGGAGGAGCAGGGCAUUCCGUUUGACGGCGACCUUAUAAAGUGCUGUCCCAUGUGCAAGGUGCCGAUCGAAAAGGACGAAGGUUGUGCGCAGAUGAUGUGCAAGCGGUGCAAGCACGUUUUUUGUUGGUAUUGCUUGGCUAGUCUUGACGAUGAUUUUCUAUUGCGACAUUACGACAAAGGUCCCUGCAAGAACAAGUUGGGUCACUCGCGGGCGUCGGUCAUCUGGCACCGCACCCAGGUCAUCGGUAUCUUCGCCGGUUUCGGGAUCCUGCUGCUGGUUGCGUCGCCGCUGUUGCUACUCGCCGCUCCCUGCAUAGUGUGCUGCAAGUGUCGCGUUUGCAACGUAGGAACGACCAAAUUGGACAACGAGGAGGACCAGGUGCCGGGCGAGGAGUCCUGAGUGCUAAAACUGAGGCGCAUGCUCAUGGGAUCGGGUUGGGGCUACGAGUGACGAGUGACAAUCACGGUGUGUGCUCGUUACGGUCUAAGUCUUGUGAUAUAUGAACGACGAAAGUGGGGGACGGAAAUAAUGCAUAAAACAUCGCCGACUUGUAUUUGUUAAAUAAUAAAUGAGAAAAACGACGAAAUUGAACUUUAUUUUGUAUGUUGUUGUCGAUUGCGUGUUAUUUCCGUUUUCUGUACAAAACAUAUACGUACGGCCUGACCUGAUUGCAAGAGAAUGGGUUACACAUCACCGAUUAAGAGUUUUUGAACAUGGACGGAAACUGUGAUAGAACUGUGAUUACUGAGAAUAUAACCAACCGUCUGUGUCUUGAACUCGUGUGCAUAUUUAUAUUUUACUAUACAUAUUUUUUGUUUGGCCUAAGAUUUAGAGUUUAUGUAUUUAUUUUACAAUUUCUUUUUGGGUAAAGAACGGUUUAACAUAAUCACCUUGGAUAUUAGGAAUGUCUGUCUGUCUGGAAAAGAAUUAACCAACCUGUUGUGCAUCCGCUUUUAGUAUAUAUCUAUUUACAAGCUGAUAACAACAAAAACAAAAAUAAGUCACUUGUAGCAUAUGUGCAAUAACAAAGGGCCAUUUCUACAAUAUUGUUACAGGUUAAACAACUAAAAUAAUAUUAUGUUGUACAUGUAGAUACAUGUUCAUUGUUGUUAAGUUUAAAUCAUUUUAUUGAGUUUUACGUUAUGUUACUAAAACCUUCAAAUUAUUUUUCUCAUUGUUAUUUGUUGGACCUAAAAUUGUACUAAAGAAAAUUAUUUUUAGGUUUUACAUAUUGAGAAAAGUUUGACCAAGUACAAGUAUAUUUUUAACAAAUUUAAAACAAUUUCAACAAGGCAGUAGACUAAAUUUACAGUUUCAAAUUCUAACUUCCAAAAAACUUCAAUAAUUAUACACUACUACGUGUUAAAAAUAAUGCUUUACUUUCAACGUAAUUUAUUUACAGUAAAAAAUUUCAUCUCUUAUUUAAAAAAUAAAAUUGAUUUAAUUCCUGUAUAAAAUCUUCCAAAAUUGUGUAUAAUUUUUGAAGUUAUGCCAUAAUGGUUUUAUUUGAUAAACUAUUUUGUAAUUCUACUUUUGAAACAAUUGUUAAAUUUUGAAAGUCUACAUGUGUGUAGCCUAUUUUUGGAGAUAUUGUAAAGUUACAUUUUAGACACGUUUAUUUAGCCAUGUCUCCAAUUAUAAAUAUUACUGUUGUAAAGAUGUAUAUAUUGUUAUAACUGAUAGAUUUAAUUAGGUACCAUGUACUUAAAUUCAUAAUAAAAGCGUUAAAAUUUU
This is a messenger RNA of Aethina tumida (small hive beetle), 3337 nucleotides long. Its product is annotated as E3 ubiquitin-protein ligase RNF19A. Lineage: Eukaryota; Metazoa; Arthropoda; Insecta; Coleoptera; Nitidulidae. The record is from RefSeq and is a predicted model, not a curated record. Bases 374 to 2002 code for a protein of 542 amino acids. Gene Ontology annotation, cellular component: ubiquitin ligase complex; cytoplasm. Gene Ontology annotation, molecular function: ubiquitin protein ligase activity; ubiquitin conjugating enzyme binding; zinc ion binding. Gene Ontology annotation, biological process: positive regulation of proteasomal ubiquitin-dependent protein catabolic process; ubiquitin-dependent protein catabolic process; protein polyubiquitination. The transcript is spliced from 9 exons.